Heterostelium album PN500 is the source of this 345-nucleotide messenger RNA. RefSeq lists its product as uncharacterized. The transcript has a single exon. The coding region runs from base 1 to 345 and encodes 114 amino acids. The record is from RefSeq and is a predicted model, not a curated record. Lineage: Eukaryota; Evosea; Eumycetozoa; Acytosteliales; Acytosteliaceae.
AUGGAAAAUCAAACUAUUUAUGAAGUUACUGUUGUUGUCGACAAAGAAUCAGCAGAAAAGGUUGAGUCCUUCAUUGAAAAGCAUGUUAAUGAAGUAGUUUUAUUGGACAAUGGAACACUAUUCAAAAGUGGAACUAUUAACAAGUUAAAAUCUACCGACACCAAUUCCAAUACCGUUAGUUUUAUCAACCAAUACUAUCCUGUAUCACAGCAAACACUAGAACACUACUUUAAGGUUCAUGGACCUCGUAUCUCUAGAGAAGUUAAAUCAGAAUUUCAAGACAAAAAUAUUACAAUAACUCCAAGAGUUUAUACUGUUUUUAAAGAAUUUUUAUCUACAAACUAA